UCCUGCCCCGCCGCCCGCGCGCGAUGAAGGCGGCCCAGGCCGGGGGCGCCGAGGCGCCGUCGGGCGCGCGGUCCGUCAAGGUGGUCCUGGUGGGCGACGGCGGCUGCGGGAAGACGUCGCUGCUGAUGGUCUUCGCCCAGGGGGCCUUCCCCGAGAGCUACACCCCCACUGUGUUUGAGCGGCUCACCGUGAAUCUGCAAAUGAAAGGCAAACCCUUGAACCUCCAGAUCUGGGACACAGCAGGGCAAGUUGACUAUGAUCGCCUGCGGCCCCUGUUCUACCCUGAUGCCAGUGUCCUGCUCCUCUGCUUCGAUGUCACCAGCCCACCCAGCUUUGACAACAUCUUUAACCGGUGGUAUCCAGAGGUGAACCACUUCUGCAAGGAGGUGCCCAUCAUUGUUGUGGGCUGCAAGACUGACCUGCGCAAGGACAAGUCACUGCUGAAGAAGCUACGGAAAAAUAGGUUGGAGCCUGUGACCUACCACAGGGGCCAGGAGAUGGCGAGGUCUGUGGGUGCAGUGGCCUACCUCGAGUGCUCGGCCCUGCUCCAAGAAAACGUCCACGCGGUCUUCCAGGAGGCAGCCAAGGUAGCCCUCAGUAGCCGCAGUCGCAACUUCUGGAGGAGGCUUACCCAGACCUUUUGUGUGGUGAUCUGACAUCCUGAGGCCCUCUCUGUCCCAAUCACCCCAGCAGCACAGGAAAGAGCUGGGCAUUGAGCUGCCCACUUGGCCGGGCUGGACCCAGUCCCCAGACCAUGAUCACCGUACUACACCUCAAACAGAUGGACACUACCAAGGCCGGGUCCCCAACCCUGGGGCUUCGAUCCCUGGACUAGACCAUAACCCCCCUGAGGCCUGAGGAAGGGGGUUCCAGAGCCUGUCAGCCCUGUGGAGGGCUCAUCCUGGAGUUCUUUACAAUGACUACCAGACUCCCCGCUCCCAGCCUGGACCACACAUCCAGAAGAGCCUGUUCAAGCCUGGCACCACCUCGCUGCUGUCACAGGGCUGCAUGUUCAGGAACAGGCAGUCCUAGGACCAGGGCCAGAACACACACCCUGCCCCUCCUCUCUCCCCCCCUGCCCAUCCAGUAGUGACCGUAACAACUAAAACAUCACUUGUCAGUUAUGUCAUGCGCUUUGCUUUACACACAUGUUCCACAGCAGAUGAGAGUCCACCACAUGUAGGCACUGGAGUGGGACUACCUGAAUCCAAGCCUGGCUUUAUCACUUUAGGACCUUGGGCAAAUUACUUGAACCCUCUGUGCCUUGGUAUCCCCAUCUGUGAAAUGGGACCAAUCAUAGAUGAUAUCAUGGAGCCUUUAAUGAGUAAGAACAUCAUGAGACACAUGCAAACUGCUUAGCACACAGUAAGUGCUCACAAAAGGUUCACAAGUGUUAUUUUUAUGUAUGAUAAAUAUAUAAUAUCGCAUAGAUGUAAUAUACUGAAUAAUAUUAUAUUAGGGUUUUCCAGAGAAACAGAACCAUGUAGAGCCAAUAGGAUGUGUGUAGAGAGAGAGAGAAAUUGUAAGGAAUUGGCUCACAGGAGCACGGGGGCUGACAAGUCUAAAACCUGUAGGGCAGGCUGGAGAUUCAGGUCAGUUGAUGUCGCAGUCUUGAAUCUGAGUUCUGCAGGGCAGCAGGCUGGAUACUCAGGCUUUCUGUGCUGCUGACUUGAGCCAGAAUUCCUUUGUCAAGAAACCUGUCAUUUCUCUUAAGGUCUUCAACUGAUUGGAUAAGGCCCACCCACAAAGAACCAGCCCCAAAAACGCACUCCUUCAGUUUCAUUAAAAACAGUUCAGGGGCACCUGGGUGGCUCAGUGGCUGAGUGUCUACCUUCAGCUCAGGUCGAUCCCAGGGUCCUGGGAUCAAGUCCUGCAUCGGCUUCCCACAGGGAGCCUGCUUCUCCCUCUGCCUGAGUCUCUGCCUCCCUCUCUAUCUCUCAUGAAUAAAUACCUAAAAUUGAAAGAAAGAAGAAAGAAAGAAAGAAAGAAAGAAAGAAAGAAAGAAAGAAAGAAAGAAAGAAAGAAAAAGAAAGAAAGGGAAGGAAGGGAAAAAGAAGAAAGAAAGAAAGAAAGAAAGAAAGAAAGAAAGAAAGAAAGAAAAGAAAAGGAAAAAAAAGUAGUUCCAGGGUGACACAUGGGUGGCUCAGUCAGUUGAGUGACCAACUCUUGAUUUUGGCUCAGGUCAUGAUCUCAGGCUCAUGAGAUCAGGGCCCACAUUGGGCUCUGGGCUCAAUGGAGGAGUCUGCUUCUCUCCCUCAUUUUCUCCUCCUCCCCCCCCCAUGCACACAUGCUCUUUCUCUCUCAAAUAAAUAAAUAAAUCUUUGGCUCAGUCA
Molecule: messenger RNA, 2333 nt
Organism: Nyctereutes procyonoides (raccoon dog)
Lineage: Eukaryota; Metazoa; Chordata; Mammalia; Carnivora; Canidae
Gene: RHOD
Product: ras homolog family member D
Exons: 5
Coding region: 24-656 (210 amino acids)
Biological process (GO): cell migration; small GTPase-mediated signal transduction
Molecular function (GO): GTP binding; GTPase activity
Source: RefSeq, a predicted model, not a curated record